Molecule: messenger RNA, 590 nt
Organism: Brassica oleracea var. oleracea
Lineage: Eukaryota; Viridiplantae; Streptophyta; Magnoliopsida; Brassicales; Brassicaceae
Product: molybdate-anion transporter-like
Exons: 2
Coding region: 50-460 (136 amino acids)
Biological process (GO): molybdate ion transport
Cellular component (GO): membrane
Molecular function (GO): molybdate ion transmembrane transporter activity
Source: RefSeq, a predicted model, not a curated record
AGAUUAUUGAUUUGUUAUUUAUGUCAAAUGGAUCAAUUCAUUAUGAUAUAUGUUUUGUGUUGCUGCUACAGCUGGAGAUUGGCUUCAGGGACCUUAUGUGUAUUACCUGUACAGCACUUAUGGUUUUGGUAAACGAGAUAUUGGUCAGCUUUUCAUAGCUGGUUUCGGCUCGUCUAUGCUAUUUGGAACCAUUGUUGGAUCUCUUGCUGACAAACAGGAUCGAAAGAGGGCAUGUGUUACAUACUGUAUAGUUUACAUACUUAGCUGCAUCACCAAGCAUUCUCCACAGUACAGAGUUUUGAUGGUCGGUCGUAUCUUGGGUGGUAUUGCUACUUCUCUCUUGAAUUCUGCCUUCGAAUCUUGGCUCAUUGCUGAGCACAACAAGGUUAGUCUUUCUCUUAUUUUUUUUCUACUUAUGAACCAUGAGUCUAGCUGGGUGUUCGAGAUCUAUGUUUCUUAGAUGCUUGUUAGUGGUUAGAUAGAACAUAGUCUAACUCAAAGCAAUGUCUCGCUGUAAAAACAAUAGCAAUAUUAUAAACAUGAAAAGCAGUACUUUGAAAAUUGUAUUUUUGACAAUUUUCUUAGUAAUA